AUGCAGCGGCUUGAGUGUCACGUGAAGAAGUAUAACUGGGGGAAACGAGGCACCGAGAGCGAAGUGGCGCGGCUGUUCGCCGCCGGGCACAAGAAUUUUGAAGUGGACGAGGAUGAGACCUACGCUGAGGAACAGGCUGUUCGGUUACACGAGCGUGAUCCUAUUCACUACCCAGACCGACACCACAAGCCAGAGCUCGCAUAUGCACUCACACAGGAAAUGAUGGAAAGAACUCGACGUCAUCCGGCUCUCGUUAGCGAGUACGUCGAUGAACUGAUUGAAUGCCUAGAUAAUGGAGUGCGUGGUUGUCUGAGCGAAGCUACCGUUAAAGUGAUUCAAAAGAUGUCCGUUGAUUUCCCGGGAGACGUUGGUGUGUUUUCUCCACUGAUUCUGAAUCAUAUGAUUCUCAAACCAGGGGAGUGCUGCUACUAUGCUGCUGAAGAGCUGCACGCCUAUCUUAGCGGAGAAUGCGUUGAAUGUGUUGGUUGCUCAAACAACACAAUUCGAGCUGCAAUGACUCCCAAGUUCAUUGACAGGGACGCAUUGUGCGAGGUGCUGAAUUACCGUAUGACGCCACCAGAAGACUAUCUCGUACCAGCCAUUCCUCUAACCGAUUAUCCCGGAGUUGAUGAGUACUCACCAGACUGCAAAGAUUUCCAACUGCACAGGAUACGG
Ostertagia ostertagi is the source of this 675-nucleotide messenger RNA. The record is from the annotation of a GenBank genome assembly. Lineage: Eukaryota; Metazoa; Nematoda; Chromadorea; Rhabditida; Trichostrongylidae.